CAGUUUUGACGAUUAGAUGAUCAAAGUUUGUGGAAGUAUACAAAAUAAGAGAAGAUCACACUGAUCAAAUCCCAAAGAAGAAAUGUCCAGCGUCACUUCGGAGCUUGUUGUAAUGGAGGCUACUCGUUUCCAGCACACUCCUUAUUACUGUGAAGAGAACGUGUAUCUGCUCUGCAAGACGUUGUGCGAGAAUGGUGUAGCGGAUGCAACGGGUUCUGAUCUGUUUGUUGUUUUUAUCUCGAAUGAGAAGAAGCAGGUUCCACUAUGGCAUCAGAAAGCUAGUCGCAGAGCUGAUGGGAUUGUACUGUGGGAUUAUCAUGUCAUAUGUGUCCAGAGGAAGAAAGAAAGUGAUUCUGAGCCUUUGGUGUGGGAUCUUGAUUCAACUUUGCCCUUCCCUUCACCCUUAACCUCGUAUGUGGCUGAAACUAUCCAGCCAUCUUUUCAGCUUUACGCAGAGUACCAGAGGUUCUUCCGUGUUGUGCAUGCUCCUCUGUUCUUUAAGCACUUUGCUUCUGAUAGAAGACACAUGAAAGAACCUGAUGGAAGUUGGACUGCUCAACCUCCACCCUACGAACCCAUUGUUGCCCAAGAUGGAAUCUUGCAUAAUUUGAGCGAGUACAUUGCCAUGAGUGGUGCGGAUACAUUGUCGAGCUUGGACCCUGAAACAGUGAGAACGGCAAUUUCUCAGAAACUUGGCGUGGUUGUGAGCCACACUCAACUUCAGGAUCUUUUCACCAAGCUUCCUUAACAUGUCAAUGUCUUUUCUUUGUGGGAUCAAAACUGUGUCAUAACUCUUAAAUUCAGCCUUGUUUCCAACUGUCUCAAAUGUUUUUGUAUUCAUUGAUGAAGCAGAGACCGAUUUUUGAGGGAAAACAUUAUACACUCACAAAACGUUUGGUUACAAUGGAACAUUACAUGAUU
This is a messenger RNA of Camelina sativa (false flax), 921 nucleotides long. The record is from RefSeq and is a predicted model, not a curated record. Lineage: Eukaryota; Viridiplantae; Streptophyta; Magnoliopsida; Brassicales; Brassicaceae.